AUGACGGUAGCAUCUCAGCUCUUCGGCUUCCCUAGCCUCACACUUGCUGCGGCCAUCGAGUUUCUGGUGGCCAUCAGGCUAUUUCCAGACUUGGUCAGCUCGCAUGGUCGGCUCACAUUGGCGGCCGGCGCCAUCUUAGUCAACUAUGCCUUCGGACUCGUCUUUUGGGCAUUUCUGUACCCCAACUUCUUCAGCCCUCUACGCCGGAUCCGUGGUCCCAGAGCUAUAGUGAGCGCCGCGUAUCGGGCCCUGAUCGUGAAAGAGGGGCCUUCUGGUAACCUGUUUCUUGACCUCGUCAGACGGUACCCGGACGAGGACUUGAUCGCCCUCGACUGCUUCGGCCGUCAGAUCCUGGUUGCCAAACCUCACCUGUUGGCCGACCUACUCGUCCACAGGUGCUACGACUUCGCCAAGCCCAGGAGGAUCAGCGCCUUUCUACGGCGCGUUCUCGGGGAUGGCCUAAUCACCGUCGAGGAGGACCAGCACAAGUUCAUCCGCAAGAACACCAUGCCUGCGUUCCGCGCCCGCCACAUCACCGACCUGUACCCCAUGAUGUGGUCCAAGGCCGGUAUCCUAGUCAGGACACUGGACCGCCAGAUCGCCAGCGCGUCGAGCGCCGAGUCCAAGGGCUCCGGCUCCGCCGUGCUGGAGCUGACCAGCUGGGCGCACAAGGUCACCCUCGACAUCAUCGGCGUUGCCGGCAUGGGCCGCGCCCUCAACGUGGUCGAGAAGCCGGGCGACCCGCUCCAGGAGCUCUACGAGGAGCUCCUCGAGCCCGACCGGGAGAAGAUCAUCUUCGCCGCCCUCUCCCUGGCCUUCGGCUUCCCGGUCAUCCGCAUGUUCCCCUGGAGGAUGAACAAUCUCUUCAUCUACCUGACCUCCUCCCUGGAAAACAUCUGCAGGGACCUGAUCAAGGAGAAGCGAAAGGCCAUCGUCGAGAACAAGGACGACCACUUUGACAUUCUGUCUCUCCUGAUCAAGACGGGCAACUUUGACGACGAGGUCCUCAAGGACCAGCUCCUCACAUUCCUGGCUGCCGGGCACGAGACCACGGCGUCCGCCCUCACCUGGUCGUCAUACUUGCUGGCCAAGCACCAAGAGUACCAGAAGAAGCUGCGGGACGAGGUGACGGAGGCGCUGGGGGAGAAGCCGCUGGCGGGCGAGCCGCCGGACGACCUGGCGGGCGUGCUGAAGCAGCUGCCGUACCUGAACGGCAUCAUGCACGAGACGCUCCGGCUGUACCCCACCGUGCCGCUGACCAUGCGCGAGGCCCUCCGCGACACCCGGCUCGGCGAUCAGGCGAUCCCCAAGGGCACCGAGGUGGUCGUCUCCAUCUGGCAGGUCAACCGGUCGGCCGAGAUCUGGGGCCCCGACGCGGACCGGUUCCGGCCGGAGCGCUGGAUCAACGCGGACGACGGCAAGGCGAACCGCCACGGCGGCGCCAGGAGCAACUACGACUUCCUCACCUUCCUCCAGGGCCCCCGCAGCUGCAUCGGCCAGGAGUUCGCAAAGGCCGAGAUGCGCUGCCUGCUCGCCGCCCUCGUCACCUCCUUCUCCUGGGACCUGGCCAUGGACGAGUCCAAGAUCGUGCCCCGCGGCGUCAUCACCAUCAAGCCCGAGCACGGCAUGUACUUAAGGAUGAGGCCCCUGCACCACAGCGCAGCAUGA
Messenger RNA from Thermothelomyces thermophilus ATCC 42464, 1668 nucleotides. RefSeq lists its product as uncharacterized. The record is from RefSeq and is a predicted model, not a curated record. The transcript has 3 exons. NCBI's taxonomy places the organism in Eukaryota, Fungi, Ascomycota, Sordariomycetes, Sordariales, Chaetomiaceae. The coding region runs from base 1 to 1668 and encodes 555 amino acids. Gene Ontology annotation, molecular function: heme binding; iron ion binding; monooxygenase activity.